Molecule: messenger RNA, 4937 nt
Organism: Pocillopora meandrina
Lineage: Eukaryota; Metazoa; Cnidaria; Anthozoa; Scleractinia; Pocilloporidae
Source: the annotation of a GenBank genome assembly
ACAGAAGAGCCGCAAAACAUCUAUUAAUUGCCCUAAAGACAGGCAGAAAUUGGAUACAGACAAGGUAAAUGGUUUUAAAGGAAACUACUGAUUUAUACUGAUUUAAAUGAACUAUUGACUGUGGAAUUUUCAUUAAAUUAAUCAGCUGAAAUAUGUUGUGUAUGUUUAGUUGUUAUGCAGCAACACAUUCUUUUGCAUGCAUUUGCAUGUUCCUAAUAUGAAGAAGUUGCAUUGAAAUAACAUAUUAGAGGGAACCAAACUUAGAGUGCUAUUAUUAGGCUUAAAUUUUCCCAUUUCCCUUUGCUCUGGCUAUCAAAUUUAAAAUAUUUUAAAUAUAGAUAUAUUUUUAACAUAUUUUGCCACUGUUUUACAAGUUGAGAUAAACAUGAUGGAAUAAUUUAUGCAUAAAUUUACCACAAAUAUUAAUUAAAAAUUGUGAAUUUACAUUCACAGUUAUUAAUUAGUUGACAAGCCCAUGAUGUUAAUUUCCUGGUCAGGAAAAAUUUUAAACAUGAUUCAAUUAAACACAUUAUCCAUAAGAUAUCUUGAACUAGAUCAAUUCUAGAAUUUUAUAUUUUGUUGCAAAUUGAUGGUCCCAUAUGUCACUACUCAGAAAAUAUCUCCUGAACCUUUUGACAAAUUGAAAUCAAUCUUUUUUAGUAAACAUGUGUGACAUGCUACUUUCUGGAAAUUUCUGUGAAAUUCAUUGGGGUGUUAAGAUUCUCCUGGAAGAAAUUGUGGAAAGAAAUGAAGAUGUAGAAUACAUCAUUACAUUUUGUAAGUCACUUGGCAAGAUAACCUGUUUGAGCCCAUUCCCAUUCCCUAAGUGUGAGUGCAUAAAUUUCUGUAUCUAAAAUACAAUUGUAAUAAUGUCAAUAAUUAAACAUUACAUUUUUUUAUAUAUAUUUUCAGGAUGUCUUCCCCGACAAAGCAACAGAACGGAAGAUACUUUCUUUAACCAUUAGAUGUCCAAAUCACCUAAUGGAAUAUACCUCAUCUGGAUGUAACUGGACUGGUGAAUUGAGGGAGAAGGAGGUAAAAAAAAUAAAGAGAGAGAGAAAUAACAAAAAAAAGCCAACUGGCCUAAUGCUUCAAUACUACUCCAUCAGUUGCUACAUGUAAGCCUGUGUUUCUCCCUAAUUUGAGCUUGAUGGUUUGAGCCAAGUUAGUGUACACCCUACAAGGAUCUUAAAGACAAUUUAAUUCUGGUAACACCAUGGCCUCAAAGGGUAUAAAAAACAACAAUAUAUGCGUUAUUGACAAAACUUAUUUGGUCAAGAUGGCCUGGUAUUGGCCAUCAUUUUAAGAGUUUUAUGGACCAAGACUAUAUAAAAUGCAAAAAAGGAAUGCAAGGUUGAUGUCACUACAUGUAUCUUGCUUGAUCUCCAUGCUUAUUCAUACAAAUCCCACCACAGCUGGAUAAUAUGAUUCCUCUGAUAACUACUGUAUUCAAGCAUGUACUGUGUAUUGCACUUUUUUAAUUACAGGUACUCCAUUCUGUUCUUUUAAUUUGCUAUAUUCUAUUUUUCAUUUAUCAGACUCACCUAAAAACAUGUCAGUGGAAAUUGAUCCCUUGCACAAAUGCAAAGUGUCAAGUCCAAGUCAGGAAGAUGAAUCUCAAUGGCCAUUUGAGGAACAUCUGUCAGUGGAGAAUCAUAAAGUGUGUACACUGCAAUAGGUCAUACCCAAAAUGUGAGGUGAAGGUAAUUGUAAAAUUCAUGUGGAUAUACUAAAAGGAACAGGAUCGCAUCAAGGCUGAAUUAUGUUAUAAUCAAGUGACACUCCAAGCACCCCAGGUUAUGUUGAUAACAUAGUGUUAGGUCAUCUUGACAUUUUACUUCUAGGAAAAACUGAAUGUUAAAUGGUAUAGAGCUAUUUGAACUGUAGCUUAUCAUAUUAUUUUCUGUUAUUUCCAAUUUAAUUUGUAACUAGUUUACCUGCAAGAUCAUUUCUUUACUUGUAUCUGAUCAUCUUGAAGUUAGCUACAUAUUGUUACUGUAAUGUAACUUCAAACUCUGUCAACUGACCACUAAGGUCAGUUUUAUUAAUAUAAGAUAUUUCUGGUCCCAAGCCAUGAAAUCUAAGCUCACAAAGUUGAGACUUGCAUACUAGUGAACCAUGCAGAAAAGUAGUGAGAAAAUUAAAUCUUGUCUUCUGAUUUUGUUUAUAUGUUUAUCUUUGUCUUGCUCCUUUAUGUCCCAUUGCAGGGCUUAAAUAACUAUAUCAAUAUUAUUAUCAUUAUUGUUGUUGUUUAUCAUUUUCUGUAAUUAUUAUUAUUAGUGUUAUUACUAUAUUAUUGUUAGAUAUUGUAAGGAAGUUUUACCAAUAGGUCUGGCAUUUUCUCCUGAACCAGAUUCCUUAGCCUCAUGUCCAUCUCUUGAAAAUUUAACACUCACAUUAUGUUCCAUGGCAUACGACAGCCAAAAAUUUAUUACAAAAUGUAUCAGGUUAUCAUCAUUAGACUAUGCUUAAAUUUUUUUUUGUUUGUAUUAAUUAUUAAUAUUUUUCCUUUAACUUUGCAGAAUCAUGUUAAAAAAUGCCCAAAGCUUCAACUACAUUGCCCCAACAAGUGUGGCCAGUCUAUUCCUAGAGAGGCGGUAAGCUUUUCAUAUUUUUUUCUGAUAUUAGGUGUAUGUGUGUUUGUCUUUGUUUAUGCGUGAUAGUAUUCAGGGUUAUCUGAAAUAGAACUUAUUAAGCUCCUCCCUUUUUUAGACAUUGAAGUACACUAAAAUUAUCUGAAGUUGCAGAAUUAAAUGACACAUUGGCUUACUGAUUAUUGUGCUGAACUCUGGUUCCAAGACCAGGCCAGGUCAAUGUAUUCUGUUCUUGGGCUGAAAGCACCUUACUUUCUCAGUGCUGCUCUCCACCCAGUAGUAUAAGUGGGAAGUGGGUACUGCUGAAUUAUCAGGAUGAGCAUCCAAGUCCCAUCUGGGAGGGAGAAUUGAUACUCCUUGUUGCUUCAUGCUAUGGGAACUAGGAUAAGCUCCAUGUGGGUGGGCCUAUGGACUUGUCACAAUACUGACUGUUAACUACAUGUACCACUUUACACCUUACAAAAAUGUCUCAGUGCAGUGGUGCUUGUUCAUUUGCUUGUGCAUUGAUGUUGAUAAUUUCUUUCAGAUCACCAAUCACACUCAGACUAUUUGUCCACUAGAAAGAAUAAACUGUCCCUAUCAAUAUCUUGGCUGCGAAAGAAAGGUAUGUGCUAAUAUGUUAGUCUGAGAGGCUUCACAGAAUCUUUGAUUAGCAGCUACAUGUGUAGCUCCAGGUUUAGGGAUAGUGCCUAGUACAAGAAAGGUAGUCAACUCAUGACUACAAGAUAAAGAGAUCUCAACGAAGGUUAUAGAAAUCAAAAGAGAAAAUUAGGGGUAUUUGAGCACCUUUUUUCCCUGCAGAUGGUUAGGGUUAAAAUCUGGAGAAAAUCUUGACCUGGCAUUUCUUUUUCUGCUUUGAGGUUUACGAACUAAAAUUUUGUCAACAAUUAUAUGUGACUUUGGAUUUUGCGGGCAUAAAGUCGGAAGUUGAGAGAAAUAUUCCUUAAGAUAAUUAAUAAAUUAAACUAUGACCCAACAUUGCUUGUUUCAUAUUUUUUCGCUAAAAAUAAUGUUGAUAGUGACUGAAUUAUUAUCAACCCUAACUGUUCUCACAUGUACUAGCUAGAUUACGUGAUAAAGAACAUUUGCAUAUGAGAAGGAAGUAAACAUGUGUAGAAUGGUAAAUAGUCACUUCUGGACUCCAGAGUUAGAGCUGAAUUAAGGCCCAGAAAGUAAUUUGGCAAAAAUCGUUUUUAACUUUGACUGGAGAACGUAUCCUCAAGAGAGAAACUAUUGUCUUUGUUUUCGUUUUUGUUUUGUUUUGGUUUGUUUUUGUUUUUUUGUUUUUUUUCAUAAAUUGACUACAGUUGUUAUUAAUUAGAUUCUUCGGCGCGAGGUGGAUCAUCACCUGGAAAUCGACAUCAAAUCACAUUUUGAUUUCGCUUGUGCGAAGUUGAAGGAUACAGAUAAGGAACUAGGUGCCAUAAAGAGACUCGUGGAUACACGUCUGUUUAUUUGGAGGAUUGGCAACUUUGAUCAAGUUUUAAAACAAGCUACGAAUGAAGGGAAGGAAGAGUUAAACAGUGAUCCGUUUUACUCAACAACCAUAGAAAAUUAUGGCUACAAGUUACAAGUGAGUGUCUGUCCUAACGGCAAUUAUCAGAGUUCGUACCUCUCUGUGUUCAUUGCUGUGAAAAGAGGUGAUUAUGACGCCAUAUUACCUUGGCCUUUGAAGAAGAAAGUGACAUUUACUUUGAUUGACCAGCAAGAAGAUCCAAACCAGAAGGAAAAUGUAACUAAGGAGUUCAUUACAGGCGGUUAUCCAGACAACUUUAAAAGGCCUUUGGAAGAGGAGAGCGCAGGAAUGGGCUUUCCUGAAUUCGUAUCUCACGAGAAACUUAAUUCAAGACGCUACAUUGUGGAUGACACUUUGUUUCUUCAGGUUGAAGUCGGACCCCCAUCCUCUUGAUUUGCUUGUUCAUCUCAAAUCUUAAACUCUCGCGGUUCUGGACUAAUAUCAAAGUGACUUAAAGGGCACUUACAUAGUCACAAGACUUUAAUUUGAACAAAAACGUGUAUCAAGAAUACGUACUUAUACACAUAGGUUUAACAUAUGUACCAUGUAGGUCUAAAAGUACGUAAAACAGGCUACGAAUAAUAGCACCGGAUUUGCCGCAUUUACUUUACGAAGUUCAGGACAAUUCGAUUACAUUUUUUCUCAAGGAGAUAGUUAAAUAUAUGUCCCUAAAACAAAACAAAAACAAAAAGCAAACAAAACCCGAGAUGGCUACUAAGAAGUAAUAAUACUAUUUUUAUAUUUGUUAGAAACCAAGACCAUUUCCAGGAAUAGUCGCCCUCCUAGGUUUUCUCCCUCUUCAAUCAGGUUUAAUUUGAGCACGAAUA